Pristis pectinata (smalltooth sawfish) is the source of this 540-nucleotide messenger RNA. Its product is annotated as transcription factor 24-like. Gene Ontology annotation, biological process: developmental process; regulation of transcription by RNA polymerase II. Lineage: Eukaryota; Metazoa; Chordata; Chondrichthyes; Rhinopristiformes; Pristidae. The transcript has 2 exons. The record is from RefSeq and is a predicted model, not a curated record. Bases 1 to 540 code for a protein of 179 amino acids. Gene Ontology annotation, molecular function: RNA polymerase II transcription regulatory region sequence-specific DNA binding; DNA-binding transcription factor activity, RNA polymerase II-specific; protein dimerization activity.
AUGGUUCAGCCUAAGAAAAGUUCAAUGGAUUCUGCAGCUGUUCCAAAGGCCAUAAUCGAGGAUAGUCCCAGUUCCAGUCCGAGCCCCUGUCCGGAUCCCGAUUCUUUGAUCUGCCCCACUCGAAAGCACUCAGAAUUAGGAUCUCGCUCGAAAGUGACUCGCGUCAGGGGCAGACCUGCGGCAGCAAACGCAGCGCGGGAGCGUAGCCGAGUACAAACCCUGCGACAUGCCUUCUUAGAGCUGCAAAAGACUCUACCUUCAGUUCCUCCGGACACUAAACUGUCCAAACUGGAUGUCCUAAUCCUGGCAACCACCUACAUUGCACAUCUAACCCGCACCCUGGAAGAAAGUCUGGAGGAGGGGGAAGGUCGGAGAUCUGCUGAGUUAAUGCAUUCUCUCAAAGUGGACGGAUAUCUGCAUCCGGUCAAAAAGUGGCCAAUGCGAUCCCGGUUGUACGUCGGUGCAACGGGACAGUUUCUGAAUUCGGGUCAAUCGGAGAUUCAAACUCAAGCAAAGACGACCAACCCCGAUCCCGUCUAA